Messenger RNA from Mus musculus (house mouse), 2875 nucleotides. RefSeq names its product predicted gene, 35953. The transcript has 5 exons. The coding region runs from base 728 to 1996 and encodes 422 amino acids. The record is from RefSeq and is a predicted model, not a curated record. Lineage: Eukaryota; Metazoa; Chordata; Mammalia; Rodentia; Muridae. Gene Ontology annotation, cellular component: nucleus.
GGAUGGCUGGAUGGCUGGUGGCAGGGAGAGGGACUUCUUUCUAUCCUCAGGUGGUAGAUCCUUAUCAGGAGAGGCUAGGUGAUUUUUAUUGCUGUACCCAAGCCCUGAGCAGGCUCAGAUUCGCACAGGAAAGCUGUUAAGUCUGUGUGACUAUUGGGCCAGACCCUUCUUAGCUCCAGGACUCGGACCCCUUUACUGAUGAGGGGAGAUAUUUCUGGAGAAGUCUUCAAAACCUAUUUACUUAAUGACUUUGCCUCGGGGUUAGCUGAGGCCAGCUGGUAUAUGCCUGGUCUGAGGAGCUCUGAUGUUCCAGAGCGGAAGGUGACGCAAGGGACCAGUCAGGUCUAGGAGGAAAGAAACUAGUUUUUAGCGCCCCACCCCCCACCCCCGGUAGCAUCAGUUCCUGAGGUGCCUGAGACAGGAGAGUCCCUGUCAGAGUUGAAGCUGGAAGAAGGCUGGGAAGCUGGUGGCUCCUGCAUCGUCGUCAUUGCUGAGGACUGAGUGGCGACUGGAUGGUGGACAGCGGGUUGAAGUCGCCAAGUAUCCUGGAGAUGUCCCAGAGGGUAAAAGCGGCUGCUAGGAGAGCGUGACACGAGGACCUCUCUCCCUGGAAUCCACCAUAGCAGGAAAGAACAAACUGUCUUAGGUGGCGUCCCUGUUGAAGGCCCAACGAAACAGCUUGAGACCUGAGGCCCCAGGCCCAAGAAAGAGCCAUCCAGUGGGCACAAUGGCUGCACCCGGCAACUCUGCCCCACGGGGCUCCUCUCCUCAGCCUCAAGAGUAUGGCAUGGCCUGUGAAGCCUCUCGCCAGCACUUCAGGCAGUUCCAGUAUGAUGAAGCAGAUGGGCCUCAAGAGGCCUUCUGCAAACUCUGGGAACUUUGUUCCCAGUGGCUGAAGCCACAGACACACUCUGUGGAGCAGAUCCUGGCACUGCUGGUGUUGGAGCAAUUCCUGCAUAUUCUGCCCAGUAGGAACACUGAGACCCAGACGUUCAGCCCUGAGAUUAGACAAAGACUUCUCACCCUGAUAGAAGACCUCAAGAGAGAUUACAAGAGUCCAGGGAACAAGAUUAACAUGCGUGACAUGCUCCUGGAGGAACUGAUGUCAAUGGGUAUGUUUCUCACACAAUCCAACACACCUGUGAGUCCACCCGAACUGCAGAUAAUAGAACCUGUCCAGGAGAUCCGUGAGAUCCCAGCACAAGGGCCACGGCAAAGCAGCUUCCAUGAUUCUGGCCAAAGCCAGACCUUUCUGGAUAUUGAAUUCCAUGUAUCCAAAGAAUAUGAACACCUGGAACCUCCUGGCAAAGAGCCCCCAGAACAGCUUCUGGCUGACUCCAGUGAACCUGAGGAAACCCAGAUGUCCUGCCAACAGGAGGUGCCUGGGAGCUCCUGCAAUGCACAGCCCUCCAGCUCUAGAUCCCCCCCAAGGGCUCGUCCCCACAAGAAGCCCAACUCUGGUGCUCCGUUAGGGCUGUGCUUUGCUCACCGGAAGCAAUAUAAUAUUUACAUGAAAACCCAAAGAAAAAAGGUAGCACAAGGGGGCCCUAGAGGUGGGACAGUGUCAGACACCUCUGGGCAGCAGCUCGUUAGCCAGGAGGAGGAUACCUGUGAGCAUGCUGUAGGCAAUGAUCCAUAUACUGAGGUGGCAUCCCCUAGUGUGUCACAGGCAGGUUAUUUUGAUGAUGAAAGACAGCAGUGUAGGCUGUGUAAGAAGGAGUUUAUGUUUCAGUUGGGCCUGAGAGAAACUGUGACAAAUCGUACAGAUUCAAAACCUUACCAGUGUUCCUUCUGUGGGAAAUUCUUUAGGGGGCAGUCACAUGUCACUGCACACCUAGUAAGACACACCCAAGAGAGACCAUUCAUAUGUGAACACUGCCAGAAAACCUACAAACACAAAUCUAGCCUGCUGAGACACUUAAAAUUCCACGCAAGGAAUCUUGAAAGCAAGAGAGGCCAGGCUUCUCAGAGCCUUGUGCACAAUGCAAGCCAAUAAGCUCACCAGCCAGCCCACUUUACAGCAGAAUCCCCCCAGGACUGUGUUGAUGGAAACAGGUCCUAAAAAGUGAUGCUGUCUCCUAAGAGCUUCCCCUGCAAAGACUGUCUGGGAAAGAUAGAGCUGUUAGUUUCAGAGUGGGACUUUUCUUUUGGCCACAUGCAAAACACAUCUUUCAUGGCAAUACUAGUGCUAGAAUGUUCACCAAUUCUUUGUGGCUCUACAUGUAUUUUUUCUGGGCCUAGUAAGAUCUUGUUCUACCUUUAAUAUGAAUAUUGCUUCUUCCUAGGCAGCUUCUGCUUCACACACUCUGUGAGCAUGAAAUAUAGAUUAUAUACACUGUUCAUACCUUAAAUGGAACACUGCUAACAUGGAAGUCCGAUCCUGCAGUAAGUUGUCAAUAGGUAUACAUGUCCAAUCUUCCUUACUGUUGGAACGCAUGCUCAAGGCUAGUUUUGUUUUGAUUUUGGUAGAACAGGGGAACAAUCUCAAAUACUUUAUAUAACUGAGUGACAUCUCUUGCACAUGCAAGGCAAAUACUCUACAUAACUGAGCAGCAUCUCUUGUUCAGGUAUGUUGUUUUUGUUUGGUUUUUCCUUUUCUGGUGCUGGGAGUGAAUCUAGAGCCUUGUGCUUGCAAAUAAAACACUACCACUGACCUACAUCACUCGCUGAGACAGGGUUUUGAAUUCUUUAACUCUAGAUGUUACUUUCCAUAUUAGUUUGAGGUUAUGAUCUUGUUUUUAAUGUAUCUAUGAUCUGUUACUGAACUUUUAGUUCCAUUUCUUCCACUUUUAUCCAGGAGCUAAGCAAGGUUAAACCAUUGCUGAUAUUUUUUUGUUGAUACUGCAAUUUGAUCAAUAAAGGAGUUCCUGUUUCU